Messenger RNA from Lachancea lanzarotensis, 2040 nucleotides. RefSeq names its product LALA0S21e00144g1_1. The record is from RefSeq and is a predicted model, not a curated record. Gene Ontology annotation, molecular function: copper ion binding; oxidoreductase activity. The coding region runs from base 1 to 2040 and encodes 679 amino acids. NCBI's taxonomy places the organism in Eukaryota, Fungi, Ascomycota, Saccharomycetes, Saccharomycetales, Saccharomycetaceae. The transcript has a single exon.
AUGUUUCAUAAUACUCUGAAUAACGACGACCACGACGACGACGACGACAUGGGUAAUAAUUCCAAGAUCACAUUACAGGUAGAGCGUGUCGCCUUAGAAGACUGGGAAGAACAGCGGCCACAAAACGUAAAAACCAAAACUGGCUGUCUGGCGUAUGGCAAGAACAAGCCCAAGCUUCUGUUGCUGGCGCAGCUCUUUUUCUGCGUAGUGGUGCCCUGUCUGACUGUGGCAUUGUGCGUGACUCAGACAAAUUUUGGGAAUGGAGUUCUGAACGCUGACGACAGCAAAAGAAAUAGUGACAGCGCGCUUCCCUCGUGGCGUCUCGAUACCCAGAAGAACUAUACCGUCGAUUUGGACUACUGGAAGUCCCAGACGCCCGGCGUGGACCGUCAUUACUAUUUGAACGUAUCGGUGGUGGCAGAGGUCGCUUUGGACGGCAUUGUGCGGAACGUCACUGUCAUCAACGGCCAGUAUCCGGGUCCGUUGAUAGAGGCCAAUGCUGGCGAUACCUUGAUAUUGCACGUUCAAGCCCAGGGCAUCCCUACCACGAUUCACUGUCACGGGCUGUUUUUCAACAAGAACGAGAGCUUCUACGACGGCGCAGCGUCCAUCAAUCAGUGUCCCAUCGACGCCAAUAACGGGACGUUCGACUACCGGAUUCAACUCGACGAAAACCAAAGCGGCACGUACUGGUAUCACUCGCAUUACGGCACGCAGCAGGCAGAUGGUGUUUUUGGACCUUUGGUAAUUCACUCAGCACACGAACGACAGCUCAUUGACGACGACUACGACGCAGAGGUAGUCGUGAUGGUCAACGACUACUACCACGAUACCGCCAAUGCUUACCUGCCAGAAUAUCUAGGGCCCAACAACGAGAACACCGAACCCACCCCGGAUAGUGGCUUGAUCCAGGGCACUAACAAUUUCAAUUACGAUUCCGCGACCUACGUCGUGCCCAACGGGAACUCGGACGAUCAGCAAACGGCCCCACAAUUCAUCCCACAAUCCCAGGCCACGCUCAAUUUCGACCCAAGCAAAAGAUAUCUUAUCCGUCUUAUCAACGCUGGGUUUUACGCACCCUUCAACUUCGCCAUUGACGGCCAUAAGCUGAAAAUGGUAGAGGCAGACGGCACUGUCACCGAGCCUUUAACCCUCGAAUCUAUCGACAUGUCUGUUGCCCAACGUUAUUCAUUUAUUUUGGAGCCUCAGGAAGCGCAUUUAUCGCAAUAUUGGAUGCGUGUAAGGUUCAAUGGUUUCUGCUUCGCUGAGAGUAAUCCUAACCUGAAUACGUCAGUGAGUGCUAUUAUAAACUACGAACAGUCAAGUAAAGCAGUUCCUGACAGCGAAAGCUGGCCCUACAAUGGUGGGGAUACACGUUGUCGAGAUUUCAAUCAAACUCAGAUCAAAACACUAAAUGGGCAGGUCCCACGAGUCGAAAAUGGCUCCACCAGGCCCGACAUCAUGAUAGAUUUGGAUGUUGCAUUUUUGAUCAAGGGAAAUCAGCUCGAUCGAGGUUAUUUCAACGACAUGACAUUUACACCACUUCCCAAUUCUUCUACCAUGAAUGAAUUGGCGACGUCACCAAACGAUAACCAAAUAAGACAUUUACAAAAUUCCCAAUUGGAAACUAGAAAUGAGGGUCAAUAUUUGAUCAACUUGGACAAGCGUGGUACUAUUGUUGACCUCAUAGUUAACAACUACGACGAUGGCGCUCAUCCUUUCCACCUCCAUGGACAUAAGUUUUGGGUUUUAGUGAGUGCUGAUCGUGGAUAUUUUAGUAAAUCCUCCUAUGACAAUGAAAAUAGCGAGAUGGACUUUUCCAACCCGAUCGAAAGAGACGUGUUGAAUGUAUCUGGUUUUGGUUACGCUGUUAUAAGAUUUGUUGUUGAUAAUCCUGGCGUUUGGCCGUUCCAUUGCCAUAUUGGAUGGCACAUGGAAAGCGGGCUGCUGUUGCAAGUGAAUGAGCUGCAAUCAGAAUAUUCGGCAUGGACACACAUUCCCUCGGUGUGGAACGAAAUGUGUCAAUCCUCCACCGACUAA